AUGCCAACCCAUCCACGGGACAACUUCGAGGCAUUUCCAUACGUAGAGGGGGAUUCUUCUUCCAAAUGGUCGCCCGCACAUUCUCCACCCGUGACAGGAAAGGACCGUGACCCUGAAGAGGAUAUCGAUCACCAUCAAAAGAAAUCAGUUUUUGCGAAAGUGAAAGAAAAAGCAAAGAAACUUAGAUACACUCUAAGCCACAAGAAGAAGCACGGCGAAGACGAGAAUGCUACGCCGUCGUGGGGGUAUAAUUUGGAUGAAAAUGAAGAGGAAGAGGAGGACCAUGUUGAUGCUGAAUAUUUAGGAGCCCCAAUGUAUGAAUCAGAGCUAGCACCAGAGGGCUGCAAAGAGAAUGCCAGGCAGCAUCCACGAGCCAAUCCUGUGAUUGCUGAGAAUCAUGUGUUAGCAAACAACAUAAAUCUUGCAUCAGGACAAGAUGAAAAACCUUUCACCUCGUCGGAAAUGUCGUCUGAAAUGAUCGUCGAGUCGUCUCUUGGGAAUAUCAAAACAGGAACCGAAACUGCAGCUGCGAAUACUACCAUUAAGAGAAUACAAGAAAUGGAGGCUGCUAAACCUUCAAGUCCAAGCAAGACAUUGACAGAAGCUGUAACUGAGAAGUUGGCACCUGUUUAUUCCACUGUUACUGAUGCUACUCAUGCUCUUGCUUCAAAGAUCCAAAGCCUCACGUUCUCCGCUCCGUUGAACCCAUUGGCCAAUUCUUCACCGGCUACUCCAAAAGACGCUUUUUCCCCAGCAACGCAGAAGAGGAGCUCUUCCCCAAUGGAUCAGCAAGCAUCAAGACUUGGUAAAGGAACUGAGCAGAUAUGGGACAAAGGAGAUUCAGUAAAGGAGUACCUGAUGCAGAAGUUCGAGCCAGGUGAAGACGAGAGAGCGCUUUCUGAGGUGUUGUUCGAUGCGCUGAGUCCAGGGAAACUGCCUGGAGAUGUAGGUGUUGUGGAGAAGAUGAGGGAGGCUGUAAGUUCCAUGUUACAGGCUGAUGAGGCACCACAGCCGGUGGCUACACAUUUGGCUGAAAAAUCUUUGCCACGGAUUGAAACGGCACCACAACCAGUGGCUUCACAAUUGCCUGCAAAAUCUUUACCAUUGGCUGAGAACUCACCAAAGCCAGUGGUUGCAACAUCUUCAUUGCGGGCUGAAACAACACCACAACCAGCAGCUGCAAAACAAUCGUUACGAACCAAGAAGACACCAGAGCCCGUGGUUGCACGUUUUGUCACAAAACCUUCAUUACCGGCUAAGGAGGCACCUCAAGCAAUACUAGCACUACAUUUGCCUGCAAAACCUUCAUCACAGGCCAAGGAAUCACCACAGGCACUCCUGGCUACACGCUUGGCUGCAAAACCUUCAUUACCAGAGGCAACACCACAACCAAUGAUUACACAUUUAGGUUCAAAACAUUCAUCUAGCGCUCCUAUCUUUACCACUACCCACAUGGUGGCUGAGGAAGAAGACCUAGAAAGAAUUCUCCAAGCCAAUUAACAGACAUAUUCAAUGAUAUCAGAAGUUCAUAGACACACACGCAAACAACAAACAUUAAGCAAUUUACAACUAAGUUGUAUUGUACCAAUAAAAUAUUUCUGCAGUAUUGUUAUUGCAGAUUGAUGUGAAGAAUGCAAGGGCUGCUUGUGUUCU
Cucurbita pepo subsp. pepo (vegetable marrow) is the source of this 1653-nucleotide messenger RNA. The record is from RefSeq and is a predicted model, not a curated record. Lineage: Eukaryota; Viridiplantae; Streptophyta; Magnoliopsida; Cucurbitales; Cucurbitaceae.